Striga asiatica is the source of this 1742-nucleotide messenger RNA. NCBI's taxonomy places the organism in Eukaryota, Viridiplantae, Streptophyta, Magnoliopsida, Lamiales, Orobanchaceae. The record is from the annotation of a GenBank genome assembly.
UUUUAAUUAAAAAAUAAGCAUUUAUUUUUAAGAAUCCGCUCCGCCAUGCAAAAUCCUCUUCAAACUCUUCACUCACUGCUAAAAUAAUUCAUUCCAUCCCUUGUCAGUUGUCAGCUUUUCAAUUAUAAGUACCGAACACAAAAAACCCAAAAAAUAAAAGUCGAAAAGAAACAAGAAAAGCAAAUGAAUAAAAAAUUCGCCCAAUUUCUACUCCUAAUAAUCGUCUUCACAAUCGCCACCGCCCGACUAGACCCGACCCGACCCGGUCCCGGCCCAAUCUCCCCCGACGGAGCCCCCAACACGACCCGCCCUCGUCUGCGCGAAAAUCCGGCUCAAUUCCCGGGCCGGAUCCCGAUACCAAGCCCUCGACUCCUCCUCGCCGGGAUCCUCUCCUCCGCCGCCGCCGCGGUCUCCAGCGCCGGCGGAAUCGGCGGCGGCGGCCUCUUCGUGCCGAUUCUCGCCACCGUAGCCGGCCUGGACCUCAAAUCCGCCGCCGCCUACUCGGCGUUCAUGGUCACCGGCGGCUCGAUCGCCGCCGUCGGCCGCCAAUUGCGGGGCUCCCGGCCGAUGAUCGACUACGAGAUCGCGCUGCUGGCAGAGCCGUGCAUGCUGCUCGGCGUCAGCGGCGGCGUGGUGUGCAACGUGGUGUUCCCGGAGUGGCUGAUCACGGCCAUCUUCGCCGUGUUUUUGGCCUUCUGCACGUUCAGGACGUGCGGGUCGGGUUUUGUCUUCUGGAAGCUCGAAUCGGAGCGGGUGGGUCCGUGUGGAAGUACCGAAAAGCCUCUGCUGGAUGGUGGGGAGGUUGAGGGCAAAAUGGGAAUUCCGUGGGUGAAGCUGGGGAUGCUUGUACUUAUAUGGUUAUCCUUUUUUGUCCUCUACUUGCUUCGUGGAAAUCGCUACGGUCAGGGCAUAAUACAAAUAGAGACUUGCGGGACGGGAUACUGGAUAAUUUCAUCGGCUCAAAUUCCUCUAGCGAUCUUCUUCACGAUAUGGAUGCUUCAUAGUAGAAUAAGAACAAAAGUUAUAACUUCUGAAACUUAUCGACAGGUCAAUGUAGAUGAACCCGCGCAUUGUCGAUCUCCGGUUUUCCCUUUAAUGGCUCUAUUAGCCGGGAUUCUUGGGGGCAUUUUCGGAAUUGGAGGGGGAAUGCUCAUAAGUCCACUUCUUCUCCAAAUGGGAAUUGAACCUGAAGUGACAGCAUCAACUUGUUCGUUUAUGGUACUAUUCUCAUCAUCAAUGUCAGCAACUCAAUACUUGUUAUUGGGCAUGGAAGACAUAAGCGGGCCCCUAGCCUUUGCGGCCAUUUGUUUCGUAGCCUCUUGGGCCGGGCUUACGUUAGUUCAACGGGCCAUUUUGAGACAUGGGCGGGCCUCACUCAUAGUGUUCUCGGUUGGUACUGUCAUGGCUCUGAGUACCAUUUUCAUGACUGGUUUUGGGGCUGUGGAUGUAUGGAGAGAUUACAUGAGCGGGAAGAGUAUGGGGUUCAAAAAACCUUGCUGAGUUUUUUCAUUUUCCACUCGUUUUAUUGCACGUAAUUUUGUUAGAGAGUUCGGUUAUUUUGAAACGGGUCACAGUUCAAAUAAACUAAUUCGAGCGGCUCGAGAUAUGUCGUGAAUUACUAAAAUACCCGUUAUAUAAAUAUUACGAUAUUUUAAUAUAUGUACUUAAUGGUAAUUUUACUUGAAAUUUCGGUAGAACUCGAGCUCGUCUUUCGAGCAUUUUGAUUUCAAUAGAUCUUGAGC